UAUUACUCCAGUAGCUCUCAUGGAUUCUGUUUCUUGGAAAUGGCUUUUACUUUCAAUGCUUUUCAUUUCUUGGGCACGCUCCGCUUUGUGCGUCGUGGAUGGAAUUAAGGGUGGGAAAGUAAGAGGUGUGAACUUGGGUAAUUGGUUGGUUGUUGAUGGAUGGAUGAGUAAACCUUCACUCUUUGAGGGCAUUGCCAAUCGAGAUAUGCUUGACGGAGCAGAGUUCCGGUUGAAAUCUGUGAGCUUAAAUAAGUAUGUAAGUGCAAAGGAGGGAGGAGGUGCAGGCGUCUUUGUCGACCAAGACAAAGGCGAUUCUUGGGAAACUUUCAAAUUAUGGAGGGUAUCUCCAUCGGAAUAUCAGUUUCGUGCUCUAAAAGGACAGUUUCUAUCCUGUACUGGAAAAGGGGCCUCUGUCACCGCAACAUCAAAAUCACCGUCUUUGAAUGAAACAUUUACUAUCGAAAGAUCUAGCUAUGGUCGAGUUAUUAUUAAACAUUCUAGCGGUGUAUAUCUGCAGGCAUCUUCUAAAAAUGAGCUCAAAGCAGACUAUGUUGGGAAGCCAGGAUUUACUGAUGGUAACGCAGCUAUAUUUAAUAUGACUUUUGUUGGUAACUAUUUGCAAGGAGAGUACCAGCUCUCCAAUGGGCAUGGACCAAAAAAUGCAACAAAAGUGCUUACGGAACAUAGGAACAGCUAUGUUACUCGAGACGACUUUCAGUUUCUUAGAGAACAUGGUAUAAACACUGUGAGGAUUCCUGUUGGGUGGUGGAUUACCAAAGAUCCCAAUCCACCAGCCCCUUAUGUUGGGGGAAGUUUGGCAGCUCUAGAUAAUGCAUUCAAAUGGGCACAGGAGUUUGGCUUAAAAUGCAUAAUCGUUCUUUACGCAGCUCCUGGUUCCCAAAAUGGAAAGCAACACACUUCUAGUCGUGAUGGUUCUAUUGACUGGCCGAUAUCCGAUAAUAUUCAGCAAAGCCUUGAUGCUAUAGAAUUCCUAGCUUCCAAGUACGGGAACAAUUCAGCUCUAUUGGGGAUAUCCCUUUUGAAUGAACCACAUUCUCCUGAUGUACCUUUCAAUACCUUACAAAAGUACUACAACGACGGAUAUGACAUUGUAAGGAAACAUUCAACCACAGCUUACGUAAUAAUGUGUCAGUUGAGAGGAGAUGAUGGUGCAGACCCAGACCCAGCAGUGCUUUAUAACGCUAACACUGGUAAUGGCAAGUCAAACGUUGUGGUGGACUUGCUCUACUAUAAUCUAUAUCCUUCAUUAGCUAAUAUGAGCCUACAGGAGAAUAUCAAUUACUUAUAUGGUACUAGGAAAACUCAAAUGAAUUCCCUAAACGCCGCUGAGGGACCAUUGGUGUUUAUUGGGGAAUGGGUGAACGAAUUUGGCAGAGGCAAGUGGUCUCAGAAGGAAUAUCAAAAGUAUGGUAGUGCACAGUUAGAUGUGUAUGGUUCAGCUUCUUUUGGAUGGGCAUAUUGGACACUCAAGAAUGAUGUUGUGGAGACAUGGUCUUUCAUGUGGAUCAUCAACAACAAUUACUUCCAGUUAACUGCAGGCGGAAUGGCGAUAGUUUGGAAGAUCAUCGUACCUGUUUUCAUUUCGGUGGCAACUAUUAUGUGCGUCUUAGGCUACAUUUACCGGGUCAAGAGAAAUAGGACUCGUAAAAGAGGAGCAUUGAAAGGACUCCAGGGGGUGAUAACAGAUUUGCUGAAAUCCAAGGCUACCUACAAUGAUAGGCCAGAUAACUCGUUUGAUGAUGGUAAAACAGAAGGAGAAACACAGGAAUUGCAAAUAUUUAACUAUGCUUGUUUAUCCAAUGCUACAAACAAUUUCUGCUUGAAAAAUAAAUUGGGUGAAGGAGGUUUUGGGCCAGUUUAUAAGGGUAAGUUGCAGAACCAGAAGGAAAUAGCAGUGAAACGACUGUCUAAACACUCUGGACAGGGUAUUGAAGAGUUCAAGAACGAGGUUGUAUUGAUCUCCAAACUUCAACACCGUAACCUUGUGAGACUUUUGGGUUGCUGCAUUAGAGGAGCACAGUACAUGUUAAUUUAUGAAUACAUGCCCAAGGGUAGCCUGGAUACGUUUCUAUUUGAUCCAAGUAAGAAAGCACAACUAGAUUGGGCUAAGCGCUUCAAUAUUAUUGGAGGAAUUGCUCGGGGCCUGCUUUACCUUCACCGUGAUUCUCGUUUAAGAGUUAUUCAUAGAGAUCUCAAAGUCAGUAAUAUUUUAUUGGAUGAAAAUAUGACCCCGAAAAUUUCAGACUUUGGAAUGGCACGCAUAUUUGGUGGCGAUCAAAUUAUUGCAGAAACUAACCGGGUUGUUGGUACAUUUGGUUAUAUGUCUCCAGAGUAUGUAAUGGGCGGCACAUUUUCGGAAAAGUCAGAUGUGUUCAGUUUCGGAGUGUUGAUACUAGAAAUUGUGAGCAGUAAGAGAAAUAACAGCUUUUACAAACCUGAACAACCUUCAAACCUCCUACUUCAUACUUGGGAACUUUGGAAUGAAGGGAAGUGGCCAGAGGUUGUGGACGAGGCUUUGGGUGAUUUGUAUUCUUCAUCAGAAGUGAUAAAAUGUAUACAUAUUGGUUUAUUAUGUGUUCAAAAUAGAGCAAUAGACAGGCCAACCAUGGCUGAAGUAGAUAUCAUGCUUACCAGUGAGACUAAUCGUCCAUCUCCGAAAGAACCUCCGUAUACUUUCCCGGCAUCAUCAGAUAAGCCAGAUUCGGGGCUAACUAGCUGCUCAAGUAAUGAUGUCACUGUCACCGCAGUUGAAGGUCGAUAGGAUGCUAUGCCAAAUAUAUAUAUACAAGGUCCUUUAUGCCCGUGCGAAUGAACGGGUUAGGUUCUGAAAAACUCUUUUUAAUUUUUUGCUGGGAAUUUUCUUCUAGAUAAGUAAUUACUUGCAAAUUCUCCCCAAAGAUUCCAAUAUUGUCCAGAAUCUUUUGGAAAAUAUCUUAUUUUUUUUUAAUUUUCUCGUUUCAUCCAAAUCUCAAUAUGGUGAUAUACGGAAUAAGCUGAAUUUCAUCCAUAUGUAUCAAAAAGCCGAAAAAUAAUUUAUGCUUGCUUGAAAAUC
Messenger RNA from Papaver somniferum (opium poppy), 3073 nucleotides. RefSeq lists its product as uncharacterized. Gene Ontology annotation, molecular function: protein kinase activity; hydrolase activity, hydrolyzing O-glycosyl compounds; actin filament binding. The record is from RefSeq and is a predicted model, not a curated record. Gene Ontology annotation, biological process: establishment or maintenance of cell polarity; cell migration; actin filament bundle assembly. Gene Ontology annotation, cellular component: cytoplasm; actin cytoskeleton. NCBI's taxonomy places the organism in Eukaryota, Viridiplantae, Streptophyta, Magnoliopsida, Ranunculales, Papaveraceae. The transcript is spliced from 15 exons. The coding region runs from base 20 to 2782 and encodes 920 amino acids.